Molecule: messenger RNA, 1906 nt
Organism: Dioscorea cayenensis subsp. rotundata (Guinea yam)
Lineage: Eukaryota; Viridiplantae; Streptophyta; Magnoliopsida; Dioscoreales; Dioscoreaceae
Product: protein IQ-DOMAIN 1-like
Exons: 6
Coding region: 381-1766 (461 amino acids)
Molecular function (GO): protein binding
Source: RefSeq, a predicted model, not a curated record
CAUUGAUGAUCAUAGGCUGGUUGCAGAUUAGAAAAUGAGGAAAAACAAUGGCCCAAGAAUCUCACAGCCAAGUUCUUGCUCAAAAGGACAGCUUUGUUUUGUUGUCAAAGAUAAGCAAAGUCACUUUUGCAUUGCAGCUCUCCAUUUCUGGGUCCCAUUCACCUUCCGGUUUACUCUUUUGUCACCAAAGUCUUGCCUUUAUCCAACUACGUCGCCUUCUCUUCUCUCUCUCUCUCUCUCUCUCUCUCUCUCUCACUCGCUUUGUUCCUUAGCACACGUACAGUGAUAAAGAGAACGAUUUGUGCUGUGAUUGAAUGAAUGCUUAGUAGCUCAAAGACACAGGAAGUGUUUGGAUUUGUGAGAACAAGGAGAAGAAGAGGAUGGGGAGAAAGGGAAAGUGGUUUGGAGCUGUGAAAAGAGUCUUCAGUCCUGAAUCAAAGGAAAAGCAAAUUAAGAAAUCCAAGAAGAAAUGGGGGUUUGGGAAGUCCAAGAGUUCAGAUCCAUCAGAAUCUCUAAACAAUGAAGCUCCUGAUCCAGUUAAGGAUCUGGAGGUUAAAAUGAUGGAGGAUGAGCAGAGCAAGCAUGUGUAUUCAGUGGCGAUCGCCUCAGCGAAGGCUGCCGAGGCUGCUGUCACUGCUGCUCAUGCUGCUGCAGAGGUGGUUCGUCUCACCAACUUUACAAGAUUGUCACAAAAAUCAAAAGAAGAGGUGGCUGCCAUUAAGAUUCAGACUACUUUCAGAGGAUACAUGGCGAGGAGAGCAUUGCGAGCAUUGAGAGGACUGGUUAGAUUGAAGUCAAUGAUUGAGGGAAAUUCAGUUAAGCGACAAGCAACAACGACAUUACGGUGCAUGCAGACAUUGGCGAGAGUUCAAUCGCAGAUUCGAUCAAGGAGGAUCAGGAUGACAGAGGAAAACCAAGCACUUCAGCGGCAGCUGCUGUUGAACCGAGAAAGAGAGUUUGAGAAAUUUAGGAUGGGGGAGGAAUGGGAUGACAGUAUACAAUCAAAAGAACAAAUAGAAGCAAGUUUGUUGAGCAAACAAGAAGCUACUAUCCGAAGAGAGCGAGCAUUGGCCUAUGCAUUUUCUCAUCAGUGGAAGAGUUCUUCAAGAUCAAUGACUCAAUUGUUCACAGACCCGAACAAUCCACAAUGGGGAUGGAGUUGGUUGGAGCGAUGGAUGGCGUCAAGGCCAUGGGAAUGCCGAAGCACAACCGAUAAGGAAUUUAGUUAUGAGCACUCCUCUGUGAAGAGUAUAACAAGUGCUUAUACUCGCCGUGAUACUAUCUCUGACCAGCCUUCACUUUCAUCCCAGAAGUCGAGCCGCCCUACCAGCCACUUCUCCCCUUCAACGCCGCCCUCCAAAGCAUCAGCAAUAACCGGAAAGGUAAAGUCAGCAAACUCAAAAGGUGCCUUUGCACUGUCGGAAGAUGACUCAAGAAGCAUGCUCAGCCUCCGGUCAGAACGGUAUCGGCAUUACAGUGUAGCAGGGUCUUCAGUGAGAGAUGAUGAGAGCCUUGCGAGUUCUCCCGCUGUCCCAAGCUACAUGGCUCCCACAGAAUCAGCAAGAGCUAAGUCCCGGUUUCAUAGCCCGGUGACAAGUGAUAAGAAUGAGACUCCAGAGAAGUUGUCUGCAAGCUCCACAAAGAAGCGGCUGUCCUUUCCAGUAGCUGAAAAACAUGGCAUGAGUUCACCGGCAGGGAUUAGGCGAUACUCAGGCCCUCCUAAGGUUGACAUUGCCUCUGUAAAGGGCAUUGCCAUGCAGUCAUAAUUCAAUAAGGUCAUGUGGACAGGAUUGUUUCUGUGUGUGCUUUGUGGGAUUGUUUAAUGGGAUUGCCGGUGGGUUUGGUUUAUAUGAUUGUGAGAACAGCAUGGAAGUUGUUAUAUAUCUUUCGUCUUUGUUGUGGUUUG